UAUUAAUCAAUUUGCAAAACAAUACUCCAUUUCUUCGAGAACUUAAAUAAUAAGAGCGGAACAACCCUAACCCCGCCGCCGUCCUCAGGCACUCCUGUCUCUCCUCUCUGAAAUGUCGUUUAGACACGUUGCAAGAUCCAGAGUCUUCAUUUCUCUCAUCUCCACUAAACAACUCUACAACACACCUGCCGCCCCAGCAGCAGCCGCGGCGAAACUCUCAUGUCCUUGUGCUCCCUUGGCGUCGCCGUUUUUUCCGACCUUCCACUCCGGAAAUGGCCGCGGGUACCACGACGGGCGGCCCAGAGGCCCGCUGUGGAGAGGGAAGAAGAUGAUAGGAAAGGAGGCUCUUUUCGUGAUACAAGGCGUGAAGAGAUUCAAAGACGACGAAGAAAAGCUGGAUAAGUUCGUGAAAAAUCACGUGCUUCGGCUUCUGAAAUUGGACAUGAUUGCGGUACUCAACGAGCUCGAACGGCAAGAGGAGGUCUCUCUCGCGGUCAAGAUCUUUAAGGUGAUUAGGGAGGAAAAGUGGUACACUCCAGAUGUUUAUCUGUACAAGGACUUGAUAAUCGCAUUAGCUAGACGGAAAAAGAUGCAAGAAGCGAUGGAGUUAUGGGAGAGCAUGAGGAAUGAAGAUCUGUUUCCAGAUUCACAGACAUAUACUGAAGUUAUUAGAGGGUUCUUGAGGGAUGGGUCUCCAGCAGAUGCGAUGAAUGUUUAUGAAGAUAUGAAGAAAUCUCCAUACCCACCAGAACAGUUGCCUUUCAGGAUUUUGUUAAAGGGGCUUUUGCCACACCCUUUGCUCAGGAACAGGGUGAAACAAGACUUUGAGGAGAUCUUCCCCGAUCAACGUGUUUAUGAUCCUCCAGAAGAGAUAUUUGGUUUAAGCUGAUUCAGGUCUAGAUGCAUUUAUGCAUAAUCUUGAAUCUAGUGUUACAUUUAAUAAACGAUUACAAACUUCACUCCAUCUAAUGAUAUCUGUAUGAAUGUGAACUAGCCAAAAAACCUCAUUUUUCUUCUAAUGUGUGUGAUUGCAAGAUGUAGCGCCAGUUUUGUAGCCAUAUAGCAGACUAACCAGAACAAGAAGUUUCUUUGAAUGGCAGACAAGAAGCUGAAUGAGUAGUAUGUUUUCUUUCUUUGAACAAAUGGCAGAUAUGGAUUUUAACUUUCCCUUUCAAGAAAUUCAACCAAACUACUGAAGCAGGCUCACAUACUCAAGAUGGUGUUUAAACAUAGAACAGGGCCAAGUGUAUAAGCAUCAACAAGAGGGACCUGUGGGAAGUGGUGAUGGGCUGAGAUAUAUCCCAACUUUUCAGCUCUAAGAAUGUGCGACAUGCUUCUUGCACUGUUUUUUGCAGGCUUGCAGCAAGGAAAAAGAAAACUCAAAUCAUUCAAACUUCAAAGGCAGUUUUGGUAGAUUAGGAGGCUUUCUUCCGGCCAUGAGAAGACUUCUGAUUCGUAGGACUGACUAAUGGGCAUUUGUAAGAAUCAAUAAUCAUAGGAUAUCAAUUCUCAAAACCACAGCUUGUGUAUCUAGGUUUGUUCAAUAUGUUAUGGCUGAAGCGGACUUUGGCUGAUUAAUCCGAUCAGUUCAUCUAUUGUCAGCAAGUAGGAUGUUCAUGACUCUCAAUUGCAGGAUCGUAACCCAUCUGUAUAUGACAAUAAUACAAUAUGUGUUCUACCAAUUUCAUGCAGAUAUAUUCGGAGUAUAUUAAUGUAUAUGUAUGCAUUGCCUGC
Messenger RNA from Cuscuta europaea, 1734 nucleotides. NCBI's taxonomy places the organism in Eukaryota, Viridiplantae, Streptophyta, Magnoliopsida, Solanales, Convolvulaceae. The record is from the annotation of a GenBank genome assembly.